Messenger RNA from Sinocyclocheilus grahami, 1171 nucleotides. Its product is annotated as cyclic AMP-responsive element-binding protein 1-like. Gene Ontology annotation, biological process: regulation of transcription by RNA polymerase II. Gene Ontology annotation, molecular function: cAMP response element binding; DNA-binding transcription factor activity, RNA polymerase II-specific. The record is from RefSeq and is a predicted model, not a curated record. Gene Ontology annotation, cellular component: ATF4-CREB1 transcription factor complex; nucleus. The transcript is spliced from 4 exons. Lineage: Eukaryota; Metazoa; Chordata; Actinopteri; Cypriniformes; Cyprinidae. Bases 77 to 598 code for a protein of 173 amino acids.
CGAUGCCCCAGCAGUCCCACGGAUAGAAGAAGAGAUAUCAGAGGAGGAUUCCACUCCAGCCAUAACAACUGUUACCAUGCCAACACCUAUCUACCAGACAAGUAGUGGGCAGUACAUUGCUAUCACUCAGGGUGGGGCGAUCCAGUUAGCCAAUAAUGGAACAGAUGGAGUUCAAGGGCUACAAACCCUGACUAUGACAAACGCGGCAGGCGCUCAGACCGGCACCACCAUCCUGCAAUAUGCACAGACCAGCGACGGCCAGCAGAUACUGGUGCCCAGUAAUCAAGUGGUUGUACAAGCGGCCUCAGGAGAUGUUCAGGCGUAUCAGAUCCGCACCACAACUGCUAGCACCAUUGCUCCAGGGGUGGUCAUGGCCUCCUCACCUGCACUGCCCAGCCAGGGAGGAACUGAGGAGGUCACACGCAAGCGGGAGGUUCGGCUAAUGAAGAACAGAGAGGCAGCACGGGAGUGCCGCAGGAAAAAGAAAGAGUAUGUUAAAUGUCUGGAAAACAGAGUGGCCGUGCUGGAGAAUCAGAACAAAACGCUCAUCGAGGAGCUCAAAGCUCUAAAGGACCUUUACUGUCACAAAUCUGAAUAAUCGCUCUCACACAUACGUGCUGAACGGAUCUCUUCUGGUGCCUCAAGAGACAGAGACUCUGAACAAACCACAGGCACUCUUUUCAUUUCUAUUUCCUUUUUUAAAAAAAUAUCUUCUGUAAAAAUCCAGUUAUCAGGAAUACAUUGCAAGUUUGUAAGUGUACACUUUUUUUUAUUUGCUUUUUUCCCUUCAGAAGAAAGAGAGUCGGUUUCUCUAAGAUAAGACAAAAAAAUGAAAUGCAGGGUACAGUUUCGUUAUCAAACACGUUGCCCUACUUGAGGAGCGUUGCGAACCAUAAAGAGCACCUUUCAGCUGCAACUGUGACAGGGAAUGAAUGUUUGUGUGGGUUUAUCAUGGAAACAGCCCAGGGUGCUGCUUCUGAGACCUGCUCCUGUCACUCUUUUGAAAGACUUUCCCACACUGCAGCAGUCGUUGAUGGCGCUGCCUGCGAGCAUGAUUAAAGAGGGAUGGAGUUUCUCACUUUUGCAGCAUGGGUCUUUAAUGAUUGAGAUUAAAUCAGCUGUGCCCUCUCAUGUUGUUUUACUGCUUCUGUUACUAAUACAUAUUCUCAUA